Messenger RNA from Bactrocera dorsalis (oriental fruit fly), 2280 nucleotides. RefSeq names its product fibrinogen C domain-containing protein 1-like. The record is from RefSeq and is a predicted model, not a curated record. The transcript is spliced from 3 exons. NCBI's taxonomy places the organism in Eukaryota, Metazoa, Arthropoda, Insecta, Diptera, Tephritidae. The coding region runs from base 292 to 1206 and encodes 304 amino acids.
ACAUAUCGCUUAUUGAGAGCAACGACCUGAGCUUCACAAAAAUGUGUUUGAUUUGCUGUGAGCGGGAAUUGAUAACAAAAGAGUUCGGAGGUUAUCACAGUUGUAGGUAAUACCUCAUUAUCAGAAUUGUUUGCUGAAUUAUGAAUAAAAAUUUAAUCUUAUAUCACACUGUAAGCCUCUAUGCCAUAUACAAGCUAAUUAUUAUGUUUAUAUUGAUAAUAUUGAAGAGUUGUGAGCACGCCAGCUUAGCUUAAACGAAACAGUCGCUUAGAGCACGUCGCAGAAAUUGAAAUGCUCCGAUUUAUAUUGUUCCUGUUACUACAUUAUUUAUUGUGGUUUCGCAUUAAGAACGUUUGCGGUGAAUAUCUAGAUUCAAGCACUAGAUAUGAAUGCAAUUUUAAUGUGCAAAUAGAGGUCUUUAAAAAGUUCCUUGAAGAAUUGCAAGCUGCGCGUAAGCGAGAAGGUGAUAUUUGGACACAAAUAUCUCUCAUUGAAACCAAACUGCAAUCGGUUGAGGAACAGCUGAGUGUUCGAAAGUCGGUGCCUGCAAGCUGUUUGGAGGCAGCAGCUAAGAGCUUCAAAAGUGGUGUUUACAAUAUAACAUUGGAAAAGUUUAGUGACACACCCUUUGCCGUAUACUGUAACGAAGAGGUGAACUAUGGUGGUUGGUUAGUUAUACAACGACGUGUCAGUGAUGCCGUGGACUUCGAUAGAGAUUGGCGGGAGUAUCAGAACGGUUUCGGGGUGCUGGAUGAAAAUUAUUGGAUUGGUUUGGAAAAACUACAUGCGUUCACCAGUAGUUGUCAGCAUGAGCUCUAUAUAGAAAUGCAGAGAUAUAGUGGUGAAAGUUAUUAUGCGCGCUACUCGGAAUUUGCAGUCGGAGGUGAAUUGGAGGGCUAUCCUCUUAAAAUAUUGGGUACUUAUGAAGGCACUGCUGGCGAUAGCUUGAAAGGGCACGUGGGUGCGAAGUUCACCACUCGUGAUCAGGAUAAUGACAUCGCUGAACUUGGUAAUUGUGCUGUUUAUUACGAAGGCGGCUGGUGGUUUGAAGAUUGUGGCGAUAGUCAACUUAAUGGACUAUAUGGACAAAAGAGCUACCGCGGCAAUUGGGACAGCAUAGCUUUGUUUGAAUCUUUGAAAUCAGCGCAAAUGAUGAUACGCCCCACAGUGGAAUGCCUAAGGCGCAUGUCACUGAAGGCCAAAUGAUUUUAUAUAUUUUGUGAAAUUGAUCAAAUUUUUAAUAACUAAAUGUAUUAUUAAAAUCUUACUUAGUAAACUUUGCGCUUAGAUUCGGAUUCGGAGAUAAUGUAAUGUUUGAUUAACAUUCUAAUAAAAACAUAAUAAUAUUUUUUCAAUUUAGUAACACAUUAUAAUUUCCAACAUUUCAAAGCGAAGUUAAAUUCUUUGUAUUGGAAAUAAUGAAAUAGUUAUAUUUUUUGAGUCAGUUUGCGCACAGCAUUGCUAGUCUUUAAUAAAAUCAACAUUUACUUAAAUAUUAAAGUACAGAGACAACGAAUAAAUAGUCAAGAAAUAAUAGAUACUUAAUUAUGCUAAUUAAAAAUACAAAACUUAGUCAUCUUAUGUCCAUGGACUUUUGACCCACUACUUUAUAUCAUUUAUUACUGGUAAAACAGGCACUUCAUUUUCGUUCUGAAUUUGGAUGUCAGGAACAUCUUUUGUAUAAACAUCGUCUUCUUCCAUCCAUAAAACAUCGUUAUCAUUCAUUAAACAGAGAAUCUCUCGGGCACGUCUAGCCGCAAUUCUUUGUGGACGAAUUUUCGCGAUAGGUAACAGCUCUUGUUUUUAUGUGAUUAUUUGAGUUGAUUGGUGGCUGUAUAUGAAGAAAAAUAUAGGACACAUAUGCUACACGAUCUUUUAAAUAAGUAUGACUCGACACUUGGGUAAUAACUAUCAUAUGGAACGGGUUUUAGAUGGGAUGGCAUCAUAACAAAUUUUGAAAUGUGAUGUUACAAAGCUUUUGACCCCCCUUGCUCUUUGUCACACAUUGUCACUUCUAAAUGAUACCCUCCCUCCCCUUCAAGGUAUGACGUAAUUUAUGGACGGCCCCUUAAAGGUCUUCUGCUUUGUCUAGGGCCUACAGUGUUGGCCAUUAUUCUUGGCAAGACCGCUUUCACAGUCCUACUUUAAAGGGCUAUGCACGUAUGACACUUUCAAAAAAUUUUUUUUUUUUUUUGCUUUCUCGAUAGUUUAUAUUUCCAAAAAUAUCCUAUGAAAUCGGCACGGUCGUAUCUUUAUAUAGUUCCUUAUAUAGUUUUUGAA